UUACCACCUUUGUUCCCAAUUCCCAAAUUCCCCUUCCUUCUCUUUCUCUGUGUGGCACACUGUAUAUAGCACUUUACUUUUCUCUUCAUUUACUAGUUGGAAUCCUGAACUAAAAAACUACUAAAGCUGUAACUCUUUCUUUCCUCACCAAGACACAGCAAAAAAUAUCAUGGAAGUUCUCUCCAUGUUUUGGUUCAUUUUCUUCAUUCUUGUAAGUCUAUUACUCUUUCAGCUUUCUCAGUCAGCAACUGAAUUUGUUGAUGGAGUUUCAAAAUGGAAAAAUUCAACUGUCCAAAUUGGGGAUACCAUCAUUUUCCAGCAUAAGUAUCAGUACAAUCUCUACAUUUUCCAGAACCAGAAUGCCUUCACUUUAUGCAAUUUCACUGAAGCUACACUUCUUACCAAAUCCAACUCCAAAUCCUACACAUGGCGCCCAUCAAGGCCUGGUAUCUUUUACUUCUCAUUCAACAAUGGUAGUGGUACUGCGUCUGCAGCAUCAUGUUUACAAGGCCAAAAGCUAGCAAUUAAGGUAUCACUUUCACCUGAACUGUCACCAGCGGCAGCUCCACCAUUUAUAUCUGGCAGCAUUGUGUCAUCUUCUCCGGCUUACACGUGGCCAUUGCCUCCACGACAAACUGCUUCUCCUGCUAAUAGUCCAAUGGUUCCACAGAAAGGGAGUGAUAUUCCGUUUAUAAACAGUAAUCCAGCAGUUCCUUUGCCCACUGGUGAAGUAAAUUCUGCUACUGUCCACCCUUUCCUCACUUCUGGUUGCCAUGUAACACAGGCGGUGAAGUUUGUAGCAAUUCAAAGCUCCUUGUGCUGUGCAAUUUUCUUGAUGCUGUUUUAAAAUGACCAAAAGGGAGAGAAAGUAAGAGAUAUUUGUAAGUCAGUACAUGUAAAAAGAAAAUUGCACUGUAGCUUUAAAACUAAAAUAGCUUUAAAGUGGUGAUAAUGAUGAUUAAUACCAUGUUUAGUACUGUAGUAACAGUAUUUGGUGUUAUAUUACUAUCCUUGACCCUA
Molecule: messenger RNA, 1020 nt
Organism: Nicotiana tabacum (common tobacco)
Lineage: Eukaryota; Viridiplantae; Streptophyta; Magnoliopsida; Solanales; Solanaceae
Source: RefSeq, a predicted model, not a curated record